Messenger RNA from Halteromyces radiatus, 581 nucleotides. Its product is annotated as biogenesis of lysosome-related organelles complex-1 subunit 2-domain-containing protein. The record is from RefSeq and is a predicted model, not a curated record. The coding region runs from base 15 to 482 and encodes 155 amino acids. Lineage: Eukaryota; Fungi; Mucoromycota; Mucoromycetes; Mucorales; Cunninghamellaceae. Gene Ontology annotation, molecular function: gamma-tubulin binding. Gene Ontology annotation, biological process: endosomal transport; lysosome localization. Gene Ontology annotation, cellular component: BORC complex; gamma-tubulin complex; BLOC-1 complex. The transcript has 3 exons.
CUUUACUCGACCUCAUGGGGUCUCCUACGUUUAGUCAUAAAGAAAUAACUCCUCUACCUACAUCUUCUACUUCCUCUUCCUCUUCUGUCUCACUUAAAAAACCAUUGAAACCAGACGAAGCAAAUAAACGAUUGGAUGAAGAACAUAUUAUCAAACUGACAGAAGAAGCUUUCCGUAAGCUCACCGAUUAUACCCGUGCAGAACUCCAAGUGACGGUGGAAGAUUGCCAACUUUUACAAACAAUGAACAAAACAACUAAAGACAAAUAUAGUCAAAUGUCCUUGAUGAGUCAACGUCUUAUGAAGGAAAUGUCCAAAGUUCAAAAUACUUAUGCCGAUUUUGACAGCUUUAUCAAACAGAUAGACGACAUUCAUCAACAAGCUCAAGAAAUGGAAGAAAUUGCGAAAUCUUUGGAUCAAUAUUCCAAGUAUCUGGAAGACAAAGUGAUCAAGACUCAGAAUCAACGACAAUCACAACAUUGAUCAUCAUCAUCAUUAUUUUUUUUUAUCCUUUGUAUUGUAGUUAGUUUUAGUAGCUUAUACCAAUAAAAUGAUCAUCUUUAUAUUAAUAUGCGAAUAUUA